This is a messenger RNA of Trematosphaeria pertusa, 494 nucleotides long. Its product is annotated as small nuclear ribonucleoprotein F. The coding region runs from base 84 to 368 and encodes 94 amino acids. NCBI's taxonomy places the organism in Eukaryota, Fungi, Ascomycota, Dothideomycetes, Pleosporales, Trematosphaeriaceae. Gene Ontology annotation, cellular component: U1 snRNP; catalytic step 2 spliceosome. The record is from RefSeq and is a predicted model, not a curated record. The transcript has 4 exons. Gene Ontology annotation, biological process: spliceosomal snRNP assembly; mRNA splicing, via spliceosome. Gene Ontology annotation, molecular function: RNA binding.
CCAACUUUGUGACGACAAGGUGCACUGGCGGCACUCAAGACGGAACAUCGAUACAUAUCUGGACGCUCACGCGACCGCGAAUCAUGGCUGCUCCAGUCGCACCCUUCAAUCCCCGUCCUCUGCUCCAGAGCUUGGUCGACAAAGACAUCGUCGUGCGCCUAAAGUGGGGCGAGACCGAAUACAAGGGUCGGCUCGUCUCCGUGGACCUAUACAUGAACAUCCAGCUCAACAACACGGAGGAAUUCGUCGGUGGUGUCAGCUCGGGGCAGCUUGGUCAGGUGCUGAUAAGGUGUAACAAUGUUCUCUGGAUCGGCCAGGCGGACCAGGUGCAACCAAAGGCAACGAAAGACGUCGCUAUGGCGGAUUGAAGAGCGCAUCGCUGGGCGUAGAAACACAUGCCAGCGGAGGCUUUCGGAUUUUGGGGGAUGAAGAAUUAGUGCGCAUAGGCAGACUUGCGCGAAAGCGGAAGAGCGCUGCAGAGACGCCUUCUCACC